AUGGCGUCUCUUCAACCAGAAGCUCUUCAACCAGAAGCUCUUCAACCAGAAGCUCUUCAACCAGAAGCUCUUCAACCAGAAGCUCUUCAGCCACGGUUCCAACCCGGGAAAGUGUCUGACUAUCUCUUGCAGUUUAUGGACAGCAACGCUCAUUCAGAUAGGCUGAUUGUGAGCAUCGACUUCGGCACCACGAACUCAUGCGUGUCGUAUGCUGCAAUCCCCAAAGACAACCAACGUCAAGUUCUCGGGCGAGACGCUAUCACUCCCAUAAGCAACUAUCCAGACGACCUCAACUCGCCAGAUGACACCAGCCAGAUGAAGAACCAGGUGCCAAGCGAGCUUCUUUACCCUAAUAAUCGAGACUUUCGUCAAAAACUAGGACUGAAGCUCAAUGAUGAAACACAAGCAUCUUGUUCCAACCCAGCGAACGACAGUGUUCGCGGGCAUCCUGCAUCUACUCAGUCCGAAUCAGGCAGUGACUCUGACAUCGACAUGUUCGAAAUCGCCAACGCAUCGUUUCACUGGGGCUGCGGAGUUCAACAGGCGCGGACUGAUCCUGUCGUGAUCGGCAACCUGUCGAACAAGGCUAUCAGCUUGUUCAAGUUAAUGCUAGACAAGUCGCCGACCACCAAGCUCAUCCGAGACAACCUACAACCGACUCUCCGGUCACUCCGGCGAAGAGAGAUUGUAGAUCCGCCACAUUUCGCGAUUGCCGACUAUCUAGCCUGCAUGUUGCGCCAUGUGAAGAGCGAGCUGCAGGCGAAGGGAACAUACGACAACUACGAGGUCGAGCUGGUGUUGUGUGUGCCGGCAAUCUGGAGCCAGAAGGCCUGCCGGGACAUGCAAGCUGCGCUGACGGCCGCUAUGCGAAUGGCCGACUUCAAGGGCCUUGAUACGAAGAACGACUGUAUCGAGAACCUGUUCAUUGUCUCCGAGCCGGAGGCCGCUGCGGCUUUCGUUUUGGAUGCCCAUAGGAGCGUCAAUCCUGGAGACACUAUCUUGCUGCUUGACGCCGGGGGCGGCACGGUAGACGCAAACACCUAUAGGGUUAGUCAGACAACUCCCCUGAGGCUGACAGAGGAGGUUGUCCCGCCUGGAGGUGAUCUCUGUGGGUCAAGUUUCCUCAAUCAAGCGUUCCGAAAGGAGCUUCGCCGCAGGCUUGAUGGCGAGAAGUAUCUCGAAUUCGGGGAAGUUACUUUGGACACAAUUGUGGACCACAUCGUCCUCAAUGAGUUCGAGUACAAGACGAAACGCAAAUUCGACAUGUACGACAAGCACAAGAAGUAUGAAAGAUAUGAAAUCGGUGGUCUACGGAAGAACAAGGAGAAAGACUUCAUGGACAAUUCGCUCUAUGUUAGAUCCAAGGACUUGAAGAACGGUAUCUUCAUGGGCCUCCUCCAACGGAUCGCGUCGAUCAUGGAGGACCAGAUCAAGCAAGCCAGACAGAAAGAAGUGCCGGUCGACAAAGUCAUUCUCAUCGGAGGGUUUGCUGCCUCUCCGUCUCUUCGCCGGUACCUCGAAGAGCGCCUAGCAGGUAUAUCCCGUGAAUAUGGACACGGUAUAGAGAUGAUUGUUGGAGAUCAUGAUGUCACUGCGGUUGCAUCGGGGGCCGUACUACGAGCCAUGAACAAGGAAAGGGGACCUCAAAGGUUUGCGAGAGCCAGCUACGGAAUCCUUCGCAGAGAGUCUCAUGGGGACUGGCCAUCACACAUUCAUGCGGCGAAAACGAGAGACAAGGUAGAUGGCUUCCACUACGUCAAUACCAUUGACUGGGUUCUUCCACGGGGAACGGAGUUGGAAUCAGUGUGGCAAUGCGAGCCGUUCGCCUGCAUCCAUACUUUUCCACAGGACGCUGAGACACUGGGCUGCGAAGAAGUGCUUUACGUCUCGGACACCGCCACACUGUCGCACUGGCCCGUCAAUAAGGGUCGCAACAAGGGAGCUGAGAAGGUUGGAGAGAUACGAGUGGACUUCACAUUCUUGAAGGAUAGGGGUUUAAUUCGUCUUGAACGUUCGACCACCGAGGAGGGCGUAGUUGUAGGCGAGUGGCAUUACAAGGUUCAUUACACGAUGGUCAUCAAGUUGGUGGACAGAGAUUUGCAAUGCUUCGCGAUUUACGACGGUCGGGUGGUGAAGAAGUGCCGCAUCAACAUCGCCUCGGGUUUCCUCCCAGGUGUGAAAUGA
This is a messenger RNA of Anthostomella pinea, 2184 nucleotides long. Lineage: Eukaryota; Fungi; Ascomycota; Sordariomycetes; Xylariales; Xylariaceae. The record is from the annotation of a GenBank genome assembly.